This is a messenger RNA of Populus euphratica (Euphrates poplar), 3576 nucleotides long. RefSeq lists its product as uncharacterized. The record is from RefSeq and is a predicted model, not a curated record. The transcript has 11 exons. NCBI's taxonomy places the organism in Eukaryota, Viridiplantae, Streptophyta, Magnoliopsida, Malpighiales, Salicaceae. Gene Ontology annotation, cellular component: Ino80 complex.
GGCUACACAAAACCGCACGGACACCACUCGUCUCAUCUCUCUCUGUCGCUCUCUCGUAUUCUUGUGGCGUCCCUCGCUCUCGUAAAAACCUAGCCAAUCAAGGAGGAGGAGGAUAACACUGGAAAAAUAAAAAUAAAAAUAGAAGACCUCUCUCUCUCUCCCCUUCUCUAUUUAUCGCUUUGAUUAUCUCUCCGUUUCUCUCUUUUACUCUCUCGUCGCUCCCUUGCUUUGCUUGCGCGUUUAACACACCAAGCAGCCUUCACUCUCAAUUUAAGUGGUGCUCGUUUCUAUUCAAGGUACACUAAAAACAUGUUGCUUUAAUCUUCCACCGAGGAUAGGAUUGAUUGUUGACAUCUUGGGCUGUGGUGAAUGGCGGCUGAUCAACGAAGAAAACGGCUUAAUGGUGCCAGCCUUGCUGGUUGUAGUUCCCGGGACCCGUACAGAAUGAAAAAGAAUAAAUCGAAGAAUGGCUUGAAUGCAAAAUCUCUUAUUUCUCUUGAGUGGGAUGGCAACAGAAAGAAGGUUAUUGCCAAAAAGGAGCAAAUUGGCAUUAGUCAGAGAGAUUUAAUGCCAUUUGUUGAUUCUGUUCUCCACUAUCAUAAUCCUUUGGCAGAUGUUUUUGCUGUUCCUCCAGAGAUUUUUGAGCUGCAGAAUUUAGCAGAGGUCCUUUCCUACGAGACUUGGCAAAAUCAUUUAUCGGAAGAUGAGAGAAACUUUCUUAAGCAGUUUCUACCAACAGGACUAGGCACGGAAGAGGUUGUGGAAGCAUUGCUUGCUGGGGACAACUUUCAUUUUGGAAAUCCGUUGCUUAGAUGGGGUGCUUCACUUUGCUCUGGUAAUCUUCACCCUGAUGUGGUUCUUUGUCAGGAACAGCAUCUAAAGGCUGAUAAAAAGGCAUUCUACUCCAAGUUACAAGAUUAUCACAUUGACAUGAUAACAUAUUUGCAGAAGUUGAAGGACACGUGGGAAAGCAGCAAGGAUCCUGAAAAGGAAAUUUUGCAGAAGAUAUGGAGGAGGUCAAGAAGUGAUGCAGAUAAAAGAAUUUCCCCUUGCGAUAUCGAGUCUGAAUUUCAUGGCACCGGGGAGAAUGAGUCAGCGACAUCUGGAUCCUGCUCCUUGGUUGCAGAGGAGAAAACAUCUAGCAGCGAUACCCAGAACUCUCCUGUAACAAAGAGUGGAGAGGUUCAGAAAAGGAUUUGUGAGAAAGGCUCCAUGAAGGAGAAACUGAGAAAGUCGUUGCUUGCUUCAGAUGAUGCCAGACCUGGAAAAGGAGACAAGCUACACAAGCGCAAUAUCCACCGUAGUGACGGUGCAAAAUAUAUGUCAUACUUAAAGAUAAGCAAGAAGCAGCACCAACUUGUUAAGAUCAUGAAGCAGUCUGGUAAAAGCAUUCAAUCUAAGUCUCUUAACUGUGUGUUAGGUGAUCUUGAUACUUUGCAUGUACAACCAUAUGAAGAAUUCGUGAAAGAGGAACAAAAGAAGUUGCAGGAGCAUUGGAUGCAAUUGGCAAACAAAGAUCUUCCUGUAGCAUAUGCAAUUUGGAGAGAGAGACAGUUUCAGAGACAGGAGAUAACCAAAUCUUUGGAGGAAGAGAUAUUAAAAUAUCCAGUGGAGCAUCUGGAGAAAGAUGGUCAUGAGACUCUGCUUCGGGAUCAGAGCGAUCAAUGUGCAGACCAACAUGACACUAACACGGAGGAUAAGCAGGAACAGGACCAUGAAAUUGUGUUUCAGGAUCAGCAGGAACAGAACCAUGAAAUUGUGGUUCAGGAUCAGCAUGAUCAGAACCAUGAAAUUGUGCUUCAGGAUCAGCAUGAUCAUGGAUCAAGAAACGAAGAAUCCAGCAUUUCUGAUUAGCAGGAACAGAACCAUGAAAUUGCGCUUCAGGAUCAGCAUGAUCAUGGAUCAAGAAACGAAGAAUCCAGCAUUUCUGAUUAUGGAGAUUCUGGUUCAGGCUCCCAGCAGAAUCAGUCCCCACAUCAUCUUUCCUCCCUCUCUGUUAGCCAUGAUCUUAAUCCCAUAGAUAUGAAUAUGGAAAAUAAUCAUGUCCAUUUGAACUCUAAUUCAGAUGAAGCUUCUCCACAUUUAUCUGAGUACUCAGGGACCAUGCACAUCGGAGACGCUUCCAUUGAUCAGGGAGUUCCUUUCUCUUCUGGUGGAGAUGUCUGGUCAGCAGUUAGCAUACCCAACUCAUAUUAUGAUUCCACUGCAAAUCAUGAAUACACAUCUACUGGUAGAUUGUCACUGCCACAUCAAGUUAAUGAAGAACAAUGCUCCCAGUUGAUUGAUUUGGAAUCUGAAGUGCAUGAAGAGGAAACCGGAAAAGAUUUAUUGCACAGACAAUCUGAUGAUGGUUCUUUCAGUUCUUACCCAAACCAUGAUCGUAGUGGGUUGCUUCAAUCUUUGUUCAAAGGUCAGGUAACUUUACCCUACCAUAAUGAACAAAAGCCAACCGGGUUGGAUUUUCAAUCACCAAAUGAUGUUAUAAUGGAAGAUGGUCAGUAUACAGGGCAUAUCCAGGGGCAGCUUCAGUCCUCGCUGUCACUUGAACAGAGACAGAAGAAUCACAUUGAGGAGUACAUGCAACAAAAUAUAUCAGAGGACAUUUAUUCUGAGGGAGGAGGAUUCUUGAUUCCAAGACAAGGACAUGCUCCACUAGUCAAUCUGCAAGAGUGGAAUGUUAAUCCUGUUCGCAUGCCAGCACGGCUCCAAUCCCAUCCAAAUGAUGAUGGUUUGUUAACCCAGAACUGGUUCUCUGGGGAGCAUCAAGUUCGCGGGGACUGGAAUGGUGCAGGUGGUGUUAGUGUCUCAAACCAGAGCAUUGGAAGUAAUGCAGAUCAAAGCCUAUUUAGUGUUCUAUCCCAGUGUAACCAACUGCAUAUGGCAAGGCCCAUUAACCAGUUACAUUCAGGUAGCCCCACCAACCAGCGUCCAAAUGGUACCAUAGAUUCAGUGGGCUCUGCUGAGCAGUUUGUGUUGCCGAGGGCCUAUGGUAUGGUGAGCGGGGUUACCCCCAGGGUCAGUAAUGCUUUACCACAACCAGCUCAUCCACUCGAUUACUUUAGCGGGCGUGACACUGCUAGUUCCCUGAUGCCCGAUGAUAUGGGAUGGAUGGCUUUGCCACAGAAUUCUGUUUUACACGAUCCAAUGGGGAAGCCAUACUUGAGGUCGUGGAAUCGAUGAAUACCCUUCCCCCCUCAUUUUUGGUAGGUGAAGUACAAGGUUAUGAUCACGAGAAGAAAUGCCUUCAUAGGAAAUCGUGACUUGUUAUCUAUUAUAGGGAAUUUUGAACUUAUUGCAAGGUUUGCAGAAGUGUAGAAGCUUGUGACAAAUUCUGAGAUAGGUUUUUGUACAUACUUUAUACGAGAGCCAAUUAAAGCACCAUGUAAAUAUCCAGAUGUUAGAUAGGCAGGUGAGAGCAAGGGCAAGGAAGGAUCGAAAAAGAUUCUGAUAUCUUCUAUCUGGUAGGUAAGUUACACUGCAUUUUUUGUUUCCAGUCGCAUUUUUUUUCUUUGUUGACCGAGAAACAUCUUUCAAUAAAUUUGAAGGCUGGAGGCUCUCACAUCUUUGUUUUUGAUU